GAAAGAAAGAACGCGCGAGAGAGGGGGAGAGAGAGAGAGAGGGAGGGAGGUGCGCGCGCACCCGCCUCGCGCAUGAAGGGCUCCGCCGCCGGGAAAGAAAAGCCUCAGACGCGCUUCGCCCGCGCGGUUCUUUUUUAUAAGGUACUAUUCCAAGCUCAUUCUGAGUUUAGAGUAUAGUCAGACACAAUGAAAGUGAAAAUCAAGAGCUGGCAUGGAGUUGCCUCCUGGCUGUGGGUUGCCAAUGACGAGAAUUGUGGCAUUUGCCGGAUGGCUUUUAAUGGCUGCUGCCCAGAUUGUAAGGUGCCUGGAGAUGAUUGCCCUCUGGUGUGGGGUCAGUGUUCACACUGCUUCCAUAUGCAUUGCAUUCUCAAGUGGCUGAACUCUCAGCAAGUCCAGCAGCACUGUCCAAUGUGCCGACAGGAGUGGAAGUUUAAAGAGUGACAAUGGCAAGAUUUCUCCCCUCAUCGAUUUCACACAUUACUCUUAAAGAUUCAUCUCCCACUGCCUCUUUCUAGAGAACUUGUUCUUACAGUAUUGUAUUGUGUCAGCAUUUCUAAAGCUUCCAAAAGUAAGACUGAAUCAAAGGAAGUGGAGACAUACAACAUACAAUUUUUGGUGUGUGUUAUCAUUCAGAUUACAUUUUCUCAGUACUUUUUACCAUGUCUGCAGUUCAGGUUUUUCUGUCAUUAUGCUGUACAAUCCUUGCUGUGAACCAUAUCUGUAUCACAUAAGCCAAGGUGUGGAUGGCUGUACUGGGGAGAAGCCUAGAAUACUGAAUAAGAAAAUACCAUAAUGUUGUUUUAAUGUAUGCUAGAUGUUACCUGGACCUUUUGUAAUGCUUGGGAGUUUAUAUCUUGGUGAAUCAUCUGAAAUCCAAUAGGCCUAGCCUCUGGAGUUGUGUCUCAUCUGAAAUUUGUUUAAAAAGACUCUUCCUAUUAAACACCUUUGUUAUAUUCUGAGACAUGGAGCAGCUAAACCUGUUUUCCAUUGUUGUAUCUUGUGUUAUGUGUUGCUGCUAUUUUACUGCCAAUCUGAUUUCCUGACUCUGUAGCUCAGCCAGCAUAGAAUCUUUAGACCACAAUCCUGUUCUUAUUUGAGGCAAUACAAAUUCACUAAGGCAAAAUCCCUGCAAGGUCCCACUGUUAUGCAUAGAGUCUACACUUAGAUCUAAGUCAUAGAGUACAAACGUGGUGCUAGAGAUUACAAGGAUGGACUAGAAUUUGUGCCUGCAUAUUGCUGCACAGUUGGCCUUCAAUGCAAUAAUAUGUUUGUUCCCUAAAGGCUGCAAUGCCAAGCACUCUUGUUGCCAAAAGCUUGCCCACAGUCUUAGUGAGACCACUUGUACAGUGGGUGAUUCUAAGAAAUGAUGUGAUUCAUUCCCUGUGAUGCUCCUUGCCUCUUUCCAUCUGAACUGAGAUUCUUCAAAGCUGGCCUCAGCCAGGAGUGCAGUGUUUUAUCUAUUGCCAAUACUCUCCUAUCAUUGUGAGAUGAUAGUAUGUGAGUUGUGGGGAAGGAUGAGAUGUUCUUGGUUAUUUUUUAAACCAUAUCUAUAAUUAUUUUUAAUAGGAAAAGGUUCCCAGUUUAGCUAUUUAGCCAUACAGCCUACAGACCAGCUGUUUUUGAUGCUUCAUCCUGGCUGUUGAGUGCCCAGUCCUUUUGCUAUGUAUGCCACCCCCGCCUGCAAAUGUGUAAUUGGUGGCCCCCUGUGCACCCAAAUGAGAAGGUGGUGUUAAUAAAUUAUUUCAUUU
Molecule: messenger RNA, 1748 nt
Organism: Sceloporus undulatus (fence lizard)
Lineage: Eukaryota; Metazoa; Chordata; Lepidosauria; Squamata; Phrynosomatidae
Gene: ANAPC11
Product: anaphase promoting complex subunit 11
Exons: 3
Coding region: 187-441 (84 amino acids)
Biological process (GO): anaphase-promoting complex-dependent catabolic process; positive regulation of mitotic metaphase/anaphase transition; protein ubiquitination
Cellular component (GO): anaphase-promoting complex; nucleus
Molecular function (GO): ubiquitin protein ligase activity; cullin family protein binding; zinc ion binding
Source: RefSeq, a predicted model, not a curated record